Molecule: messenger RNA, 613 nt
Organism: Austrofundulus limnaeus
Lineage: Eukaryota; Metazoa; Chordata; Actinopteri; Cyprinodontiformes; Rivulidae
Gene: ptrh2
Product: peptidyl-tRNA hydrolase 2
Exons: 1
Coding region: 29-544 (171 amino acids)
Biological process (GO): positive regulation of anoikis; negative regulation of anoikis
Cellular component (GO): cytosol
Molecular function (GO): peptidyl-tRNA hydrolase activity
Source: RefSeq, a predicted model, not a curated record
UGAUCUUCUCGUCUUCAGAUCCAGGGACAUGGACUGGUCCUCUGGUCCACUGGGCCUGGGUGUGGUAGCAGGACUCAGCUGUGGACUGGUCUGUGGGUGGUACCUUCGGGCCCACUUUGGCCCCUCCCCCCCGCAGGUGAUGAAGGCUGUGGGGAACGACACCACAGAAUCCAGCGUGAUGGGAGAGGGCGGCGACUUCAAGAUGGUCCUGGUGGUCCGGACCGACCUGAAGAUGGGCAAAGGGAAGGUGGCGGCCCAGUGCUCCCAUGCUGCUGUAGCGGCCUACAGGCAGGUCCAGCGCAGGAGCCCCGAGCUGCUCCGACAGUGGGAGUACUGUGGUCAGCCCAAAGUGGUGCUGAAGGCCCCCGACCAGGAGGUUCUGAUGGACCUGCUGGGCUCUGCUAAACAAGCAGGUCUCACUGUCAGUCUCAUCCAGGACGCAGGACGGACUCAGAUCGCUCCUGGCUCACGUACGGUCCUGGGGAUCGGUCCAGGUCCAGCUGAUCUGAUCGACAGGGUCACUGGAGACCUGAAGCUUUACUGAACCUCAUACUGUCAUAGUUUUACUAAAGUUUAUACUGUCAUAUUUAUACUAAAGUUUAUAAACUUUAGU